Molecule: messenger RNA, 2601 nt
Organism: Helicoverpa zea (corn earworm)
Lineage: Eukaryota; Metazoa; Arthropoda; Insecta; Lepidoptera; Noctuidae
Product: netrin receptor UNC5C-like
Exons: 10
Coding region: 67-1698 (543 amino acids)
Source: RefSeq, a predicted model, not a curated record
UCGUUCAUUCAACGAAAAACAUCGCGGUAAACAGUGAAUGAAGUUUUUGUGAAUUUUUAAUCAGUGAUGAUUUUGAAAAGGACUUUGAGGAUUUUCUUCGUCGUUGUCAUGUUUUCCAAAAAUGUUCUGAAUGGAGAACCAGAACACACCACAAAAGAAAGAAGACCCGAAUACAUACACCCAGAUGGUCUACUAAACUUCGACCCAUAUCUAUCAGACUUCAAAACAGAAACUGAAGAAGAUGAUGACUACAUACCUUUACCAGAAAACGAUGAAACCAUAGACGGUCUACCAAUAUUUCUACUAGAACCUAAGAAUUCAUAUGUGUUAAGGAAUAGACCAGCGAAUUUGCUCUGUAAAGCUGCAAAUGCUCUCAAAGUGUACUUUAAGUGUAAUGAUGAGAGGUCUAAUAAAACUGUUCAGUUGGAAUAUGUAGAUCCUCAUAAUGGAGUGAGAGUUGUUGAAGCUGAACUGAAUGUGUCUAGGAGUGAACUAGACAGAGCUAAUAAGAAGUAUAGCUGUGAAUGCUAUGCGUGGAACAGUAAAGGCAAGAUAAGAAGUCAGGGAGUUUUAAUUGAAUUUGCUUUUAUAAAGAAGCAAUUCCUGCAGCAGCCCUUAUCGGCAACGAUAGAGGCUGGCCGAGGAGUGACCUUCAGGUGCGUGCCACCUCAAGCAGCGCCCCCACCUUCCAUCAAAUGGACGAGGAACGGAGUUACUAUAGAACCUACGGUGGAAACUCUCGUUUUGCCAAAAGUUGGUUUGCAGGACAUAGCAAACUACACUUGCGUGGCAGAAAACAUAGCCGGUCGACGGGAGUCCGAUGUCGCUGUUUUGUCUGUCUACGUAAACGGCGGCUGGUCAGAAUGGUCACCCUGGGGUCCUUGCCGCUGUGGGUCCGUCACGAGCGGCCGCCGACGCACACGCAGCUGCACCGAGCCUCCCCCGGCCAAUGGUGGCGCGCCAUGUAGGGGCCACAGCUCACAGAGCGAUGAGGAUUGUGUGUCUUGUCAGAAUAAUGGUGCCUGGUCAUCAUGGAGCUCAUGGUCUACUUGCAGCGGAGACUGCGUAAGAAUAAGAAGGAGGGAAUGCUCUGGGAACAACUGUCAGGGUUCCACACUACAACAUGCAGCCUGCGUUGAUGGACUUUGCACCAGUGGGUUAAGGUUAUACACCAACAAUACGACCCUGUAUGUCGGGAUCGGCAUCACAGUCGCCAUGCUGAUCGCUGGCAUCGCCAUCUUAUAUGUGUGGUGCAAGUAUAGGAACAGGCCGGGGUACUCUGCUGGAAGAAUAGGUAUACCAAAGACCCAUUCAGGCAGGGACAAGAGCAACGCGGCGCCCGACCUCACGCGAACCUGCAACGAGUACUGGAUGCAGGGGCCUGACAACCACUACGAUAUGCCUCAUGUCAGAGACAGCUAUUCAUCCCCAUUUGGGCACCGGAGUAGACAUCAGUCCUCGGCCGGAAGCAACCAUUACGAGAUGAAGCCUUACAGCCCUUCCGGGGACUCCGCGUCCAGUUGUUAUACCAAUUCCAGAACAAUGACAUCCAGAUCAAGCGAAUGCUCUUCCCAACUCGCAGAGCUCGUAACAGCGUCCCCUACUUCCAUGUCUAAAGUAGAUGUAGCUGUUACCUUACCCACUGGACACCUGGACACCAGUUAUAGAGAUAAAAUAUGCCUGACUAUUGUUAAGUAAAGUUCCUUAUAGGAAUCUAUCAGAUUUGUUCGGACCAGUGUAGAAGAUUCAACAGUGGAUAUGAAAGUCUAUCGAUAUUUCCUCUAGUCAUUCUGCUUUUGUGAAGUCAAUAUUUUCAAUUAUAGAUUCAGCUACAUUGUCUUCAAUAUUGUUACCUACACUCUGAACAUAAUACACCUUUGCUUUAUUGUUUUCUACAACAUUUGCUGCAUUAUAAAAGUCACCUCUUAGAAAACACACAUUGGGAAUCUCAAGUCGAUAGCAUUUUGCAAUAAAGCAUAAAUGUUUGCACGCUAGUUGCGUUUGAAUUAUAUGUAAUGACGCUCUUUGUUAUCAUUGAAUUUUCUAGAAGCUUAUAUGGCAUCGCGGUUUAUAAGUGGAAGUGUUUGCAACGACCUCUCGUACAUUUGAUUCGCGAUCUGCAAUAGCCUCAAUUUGGAUAUUAUUACUACCAGAAUAUUUACGAACGCUAUUAGCAAACGCACUGCAACGGCUGGCUUAUAUAGAACACGAUGUUUAACUAGGACAGUUCAAUUACCUCCUUAACGUGAACUACAAAUAUUAUGUGCCUGUUGUAUAUGCAUUUAUGUAAAUGUUAAACCUAUUAGUUUGAGGCCUAUCAGUUUCAAUUGACACGCAAAAAGUAUUUUGUUUCUUUAUUUCUUACUUUUGAUGUGGAUAUUAUUUUCGAUAUUAGUUUUGAAUGUUUGUAUUUAUUAAAUAAGCUAAUGAAUUGGUACGGGUAAUGUAAAGUAGAUGCUUUGAGUUUGAGAAAAUGGUAAGUAAUGGAAAGUUAAAUAGGGCCUAGUUGUGGCAUGCAUUGAUGGUUACAUAUGAGAAAAAGAAAUCCAUUUCUAUACAAAAAUUUCAAUGAAUGUUAAAAGUUUUAGAUGCUAUAUAUUA